AUGACGACCGCUAGUGCGCCGGCGCCUCUUGGUGAGUCGAUACACCAGCUCCCACCAGAUACCAUCUCUGGCGAGAGCGAAAAGGCGCAGUUGACUCCUACCCAACAAAAGCGCCGUAGCUUCUUCAAUUUCGGCAAGAAGAAGCAGGCGGCUUCGGAUGACAGCAGCAAGACUUCAUCUACUACCGUUAUCCCUCCAAUUACUACCAUCUCUCCACCAGAGACCAAGUCGACUGGUACCAACAGCACGACUUCACCAGUCUCUCCGGUCCGUUCAAGCCACUUCGGCUCUCAACGUCGCUCUAAAGCUGGUUCUCCGCGACUUUCGACUUCCUCUAUUUUUGAGCGAAACGUUCAAGAUCCUUCCCUUCCACCAGGAAGCCCCUCCAUUCCUACCCACUUCUCCACCGAGAACCACAUUCCCGCCGUCCUCGAAGCUACUUCCUUGGCGAUAACCGACUCUUCAGUCGAUCCGGACCGCGUGGAAAUCGUUUCUUCAACCUCUCACCACACGGUCCUUUCUCACCCCGAGUCUUACUCUAACCCAUGGGCCGAAGAAUCUGCGCAUAGUGGCGAUGAAUCCAUUGGUCACGGCUAUACUUCGUCUCUGGCAUCAGCUGACAAGCGUCGGCUCUCGUUCAUUUCCUUCGCCGAUGUCGUCCAAGCUGAAAAUGAGCAGGCCUCGCAGUCUUCCACCAACCUAGAAUCAUCGCAUAUUAGCAAACCGACAGCUUCACAAGCGAGCAAUAGAGCUCCAUCGCUUCGCUCAAACUCACCCAUCCGAACUCCUCCUCAUGUUCCUCAUUCUCCUCCCGGUACUGGUUUGGGACUUAGUGAUUUCAGUAUGGAGAAGGAUAUGAGUAUUCCUGCCCCGAGCGCUGCUGCUCACCAUAGUGAGGUCACAGUCGAGACGUUAAGCCAGGCGCUCAAAAAACACGGAAGUGCCGACUUGAAGCAAGCCGGCAAGCCACAUGGUCAACAGCCAAGUCUUGGGACCACUGCCGAGUUUGACAACCCUUGGAGAGAUUAA
This is a messenger RNA of Orbilia oligospora ATCC 24927, 1029 nucleotides long. RefSeq lists its product as uncharacterized. NCBI's taxonomy places the organism in Eukaryota, Fungi, Ascomycota, Orbiliomycetes, Orbiliales, Orbiliaceae. The transcript has a single exon. The record is from RefSeq and is a predicted model, not a curated record. The coding region runs from base 1 to 1029 and encodes 342 amino acids.